Molecule: messenger RNA, 2020 nt
Organism: Syzygium oleosum
Lineage: Eukaryota; Viridiplantae; Streptophyta; Magnoliopsida; Myrtales; Myrtaceae
Exons: 11
Coding region: 199-1680 (493 amino acids)
Biological process (GO): intracellular protein localization
Cellular component (GO): endomembrane system
Source: RefSeq, a predicted model, not a curated record
CGUUUCUCUUCCUCUUCGCCAUCGUCACCCUUCUUGACUCUGAGGCGCAGCUCACCGGUCCUCAGUUCCGACGCCGGCGAGAUCCGACGGGAGGACGACGGCCAUCUCCGUCCGACGCUUCCGAAGGGAAGGGAGGAAAGGAGAAGGCGAUUGAUCGAAGGCGAAGCGGACCCUGCUCGCGGACCCCGUAGAAGAAGCAUGGUGAAAGCGGUGGUCGGAGAAGAAGCCCAGCUGAAAUCGACGGAGGACCGCCUGUCCAGUUCGUCGAUUCCCGCUCAGGUGGGUCUUGUGAUCGGCAAGCUCAGCUCGAGCCUGGACAGAGGCUUCGUCUUCAGUUUGAUCCCGACGCCGCCGAACGACGAGGGACGGCCUGCUUGUUCCCUCGUCGAGCCGGUCAAAGACGACAAGAGGAAGGGGGCGAAGCAAUCCAAGUCUCAGGGAUCUUCGGAUUCGUCGUCGGUGGCGAUAGACAAAGAUUGGGUCGCUGAGCAUGCGCGUCAGGUGUCCAAAAUGCUUGUGGGUGGCAUAAGGGUGAUCGGCAUCUACGUAUGGGCCAGUGAGAGUGCGCUCAAGAAUUCGACCAUAGAACUUUGCCAGACCAUAAAGGGAGUCGCCGGGGCAGCACCACCCUCCUCAGGGACUGAUACUGAGGAAAGACUGCUCAUACAUAUUUCUUAUAGUCCAAGGAGGUGGACAUGCCGAAAUUGUGUACUGGCAUCAAACAUCACGUCUAGCAGCCUUAAGCCUUGUGAUUUCAAAAUGGGAAAAGUCUUAACUUCUCUUCAGAAAUUUAGGUGUACUUACAACUUCAAUAUGAGAUUGCUGGUGAGCCGUGAGAGUGCAUCAGAUGCCCGGAAGCUUGGUCAUGUACUUCGUAGUGGAAUUUCAGUCAUUGCUAAAGAGCUAAGAAGUGCAAGGGCCAUAGUUGAUGGAAACCUGGUCACUAAUGAUGAACCGUGCACGUCAGAGGGUUUUCAUGAUGUCGAAUUACUUCUGCCUUUUAUGAAUGAUAAAUGUUUAGAAGCGAGCAGCUUAGAAAAUGUUGUUGGCAUACUUCUCUUCAGUGGUUCAGUAUGUUCAUUUGCUUUCCUGAGUUCAAAGGAAUCAAUUUUGCAAGCUAUUGCUGAUAUCAAGGCAGAUAUUAUCACAAGUCUGCAAAGUAGACUAGACAUUAUCCUUGAUGAGGCGGACGCAGAUCUAAGUCCGUCGGACAACAGUUGCAGGGAAUCUAGCCCAGAUAUACAAAUGGAAAAUCUUAUUUCGCAAGUUGACCUCCAGUCAUUGAGGAAACCAAGCGGUCUUUCAUUUCCCCGAAGAGUAUUUGCGCCUUGGUUGGCUGGAACGUUAAUUUGUGACUAUUUACAACCAUCAGAGACGCUCGAGGUUCUUAAGGAUCAUUGUGCUGAGUUGAUGUCUAUGGAAGUUCUCACAGAUUCCUCCAACAUACUAGAACCGGAAGGAGAAGCCCCUGCAGUCGUCGCUAAGUGUUUUUGGGACGUAGUAUCACCAUUGCAUUUGGAUUCUAAAUCUCUCUCAGAAAAGCCUGGCGCUGACGCAAAGAGCGAGGAAAGUAGCCAGAAAUCUAACAAGCAAUCCAGUUUUAGCGCCGUGGCAGCUAUUCUCGUGCUUCUCCUCUCUGUUCUACUGGGGUUUUUGUUCCUUUCAGCGAGAGCAUCUUGAAAUUUUUUUUUAGCAAGAGCAUCUUCAAGUACGUGUUCACUGGAAGUUUUACAGGUUUUCUAGUUUCUCUUACAUUGAGAUUAUCUUUACUCUAUCUAUAGUUUUUUAGGAUCUGUGAAUGAGUCAUUGCAAGGGAGAGUGGUGUGCUAUUGGGUAUUAUAUGCUUAUCCAAAUUAGUGGUUGGCUGAGGAGGAGCAGUCAAUCAAGGUUCAAUCUCUACACAAACUUGAUUCAAAGUGGGUCGACAGCAUAGCAUUGCAUCACUUCACUCGGCUGCUAUACACCCUCUCUCUAUAGGUUGAUCAAUUACAGCUUCUUGAAAAGCACUAUUGUUAUGUUC